AAGAUCAAUCUUAUUGUUGGCAACUAUUUCAAGACAUCUGGUGGCACAGUUUACCUGGGAUACUCAAAGAAAGCAUCUGACCUCAUUUCUUGGCUUCGAAGCACAACCCUUGUUCUAGCAACACUAAGAGAUAUACAUGUUGCCCUCAAUUCAACUAAUCCAUCCCAUCCUCACUGUGUCCUCACCGUAAUCCGUGCAGUUUUGACACGAUGGACUGCUCAUUAUCUUGCCUUCAGAUGA
Suillus clintonianus is the source of this 240-nucleotide messenger RNA. RefSeq lists its product as uncharacterized. The record is from RefSeq and is a predicted model, not a curated record. The transcript has a single exon. NCBI's taxonomy places the organism in Eukaryota, Fungi, Basidiomycota, Agaricomycetes, Boletales, Suillaceae. The annotation marks the transcript as partial.